This is a messenger RNA of Budorcas taxicolor (takin), 6333 nucleotides long. It is a transcript of the gene PMVK, whose product is annotated as phosphomevalonate kinase. Gene Ontology annotation, cellular component: cytoplasm. The record is from RefSeq and is a predicted model, not a curated record. Lineage: Eukaryota; Metazoa; Chordata; Mammalia; Artiodactyla; Bovidae. Bases 81 to 659 code for a protein of 192 amino acids. The transcript has 5 exons. Gene Ontology annotation, molecular function: phosphomevalonate kinase activity. Gene Ontology annotation, biological process: cholesterol biosynthetic process; isopentenyl diphosphate biosynthetic process, mevalonate pathway.
CCGCGUCCAUUCUGUGCCGGUGGUCGGAUUUAAGGGGUAGGGAAAAGUUAGCUUUAGGGAUCGCAAAGCGUGGUGACCCCAUGGCCCCGCUGGGAGGCGUCCCGGGGCUGGUGCUGCUGUUCAGCGGGAAGAGGAAAUCCGGGAAGGACUUCGUGACCGAGGCGCUUCAGAGCAGGCUAGGGGCUGACGUGUGUGCUAUCCUCCGGCUCUCCGGUCCACUCAAGGAGCAGUAUGCUCAGGAGCACGGCUUGGACUUCCAUAGACUCCUGGAUGCCAGCACCUACAAGGAGGCCUAUCGGAGGGACAUGAUCCGCUGGGGCGAGGAGAAGCGCCAGGCUGACCCAGGCUUCUUCUGCAGGAAGAUUGUGGAGGGUGUCUGCCAGCCUGUCUGGCUGGUGAGUGAUACACGGAGGGUGUCUGACAUCCAGUGGUUUCAGGAGUCCUAUGGGGCGGUGACACAGACGGUCCGUGUGGUGGCCACGGAGGAGAGCCGGCAGCAGCGGGGCUGGGUGUUCACACCAGGGGUGGACGAUGCUGAGUCAGAGUGUGGCCUGGACAACUUCGGGACCUUCGAUUGGGUCAUUGAGAACCACGGGGAUGAGCAGCGCCUGGAGGAGCAGUUGGAGCACUUAAUAGAAUUUGUCCACUCCAGACUUUAGCCGGCAGCUUCUAGGAGCAGGCCGGGGGCCGCUGGGCUGAGGGUGGGCUGACUGUGUUGGACAUGCGGUUGCUGACGCUGGCCAAGGUUGGGGAGCAGACAGAGGGCCUGGGUCAAGCUUUCUGGGGGCUGAUAGGUGUCAGACAAGAAACCGCCAGGGACCUCAUUUCGUCAUGAAAAGGACAGCCCUGCCUCUUUGCGAGGAGACUUAAAGGGCAGAGGGGAGGGAGUUGGCUGUGUUUGAAGCAGAGUGUCACCAUCUCCACAGGUGCCAGGCCCGUAAGCCUGGGGUGGCCGUGAUUCCCUGACUGGAUGUUCUCAACCCCUUGUUCUGAGCAGGAGCCUGGGGUUCCCCACUGUGGAUAUCAUAAACCUCUCUGGAGCACCUGCUCAGAACUGGACAUCUCUCUUUUCCCAGAUGACAGCUCAGCUUGCGUGGGCCUCCAUAGUGUCUGGGUUGACCUGGUGGCUCUGGGUUCCUGCUCUGUCUCCCCCCUGGGCUGCAGCGUAUCCUGCAGAGGCUGACCUUGAUCUGGGCCACUCGGGUAACAGGCCUGUGCAUGUCUGAGGCAGGAUUGGAGUCUGAGGGUCUCGUCUGCUGGGAUGGCCCCAAGAGAGGCUCCGUGCUCCACAGAAAGUGCCACCAGCAGGCACCCAGAAGGGCUGCGGUGUCAUAGAAAGCCAGAGGCACCAGAGCUGGAUGGCCCUUGGUAACCACUGAGAGGCCCUGGGCAAGUCAUGUAACCUCAGCUUUCCCAUAGGAGUCCUUGGACUUGACCCCGCUUAUUUAUAGAGCCUUAUGUGUGUGUGCCAAGUCACUUGUUAUGUCCAACUCUUUGUGACCCCUUGGACUGUGACCUGCCAGGCUGCUCUCUCCAUGGGAUUCUCUAGGCAAGAAUACUGGAGUGGGUUGCCAUGCCCUCCUCUAGGGGAUCUUCCCACCCAGGGAUCAAACCCACAUCUCUUAUGCCUCCUCCAUUGGCAGGCAGGUUCUUUACCACUGGUGCCACCUGGGAAGCCCGUAGAGCCUUCUGCUGCUGCUGCUGCUGCUAAGUCGCUUCAGUCGUGUCCAACUCCGUGCGACCCCAUAGAUGGCAGCCCACCGGGCUCCCCCGUCCCUGGGGUUCUCCAGGCAAGAACACUGGAGUGGGUUGCCAUUGCCUUCUCCAGUAGAGCCUUAUACAAUAUCUAAAUUUCUUCCAGAUUCUUCACAGCUACUCUGUGAAAUAUUCAAGGAGGACAUUUUCAUCUGCAUUUAGCAGGUGCCAAGGACUCAAGAGAAGUAAACAACCUGUCCAGGGUAGAGGAUUAGUAAAUGUUGGCACUCUGGCCAGAGCACAGGCCGCCUGACUCCUGACUCCCCUUGGCCAACGUACCUUUGGGGUUUGGUGCAAAGCCGCAUGGCCAUCCUGGCCAUCCUACUGCGUAGCCUGGGCCCACCACCUCUCUGGCACUAACUUUGUUCUCCUUCUAUAAAAUCUGAUGGUUCACACUGAGAAGGGGACAACCAAGGAAAUUCCUUUGGUUUCACUGUGACCCUUAGUGAAUUCUACACAUCCCUGCCCACAUCUCCUCCCUAGAUUACCUCUUCCUGAGACUAGUCCCCUGUCUCUCCCGCAGGCCUGAAAGCCGUGGACUCGUCUGUGUCCCCAACCCCCGGCUGAUUGGUCCCCAGGUUAUGUUAAUCUGCCUUGCCUGUGUCCAUUCCUGAAUGCCAGGCUGUGUGCCUGACACACAAUGAGGCCAGACAAGACCAAAAUGUCAGAGUUUAGAGCAGAGAGAGGUUCACUGCAGGGCCACGCAAGGAGAUGGGUGGCUUCUACCUUAAAAGACCCCCAACUCCCUGAAAGCUUUCAGCAAAGCUCUUUUAUAGGAAAGGGUGGCGUGGUUAGUUGUUGCAAGCUUCUUGGCGUCAGAUCCUUUGUUCUUAAGGUCAGGUCGUGGUCCGGUCACAAUGUUGCUGGAAGCCUCCACCAAAACAAAUGUUAUUCUCUGUUCUGACAAAGAAGGGCAAAGUCCUAAGGCUCAACUUUUGCCCUCCGAGGCCCAGGCUAAGAGGAGGAGUCUCUGGGCCGGCCGGUUUCUCUGCCCGGGAGCACUGGUCCAGCACCCAGUCUGUGUUCUUCUAUGAGUGCCCAGGCCCUGCUGAAGAGGCAGAGCUCAGCUGGUGGCACACUCAGGGGCGGGUCCCCAGAGCCUGCCCAGCUGUCAUCACUGAGGGAGCCAGGCGCCCAGCACCCAGCCAGCCCUUGGGCUUUUCAUUUAAACUGGAGCGAAUCAUUUGGGUGGGAUCAGUAGGGAUACAUGUUGUGGCAAAUGCCCAUCAGGUUAGUUCCCAGCUCAUAGCAGUUGCCAUUCUUUGAGAACAGCUCCACCCAUAAAGAUAGACCUGAAGUCAUGAUGGGCAGUGUCUUUGCAACUUAACCCUGACCUCUGGCCACCUCUCAGUGGGUAGACAGCUGAUCUCAGCUAUAUCAAUUUUUGAAAUGUGAACGGAGACACUGAAGCUGGUUGAAGCUGUGACCUUAAUGGCAGUGUCCAUGCACUCCAGAUGCUGAGGGAGGCCUCUGUGGAUGGUGACCCAUGGAGGCUGGCACCACCAUUAGACGGCAGAGGGGGGAUGGAGGAGAGGGCGCAGCUGCUUUGAGGCCUGGGCCUGGCCAGCAAGUGGCUGUGUCGAGGGCUCUGAAGCUCUGUGAGACACAGCUCUCCGCCUGUCCCUGGGCCCCCCAGCUCACCCACCAGCUCUGAGGCUAGAGAGCCUGGAUAGCCCCGGGAAGAAGGCCAAGAUCACCUCUCACCUUCUGUGCCUUGAGGACCACUGCCCGGCUGUUGGUGGAGUGGCACCUCUAACCACAGCGCUAAGGGUCUGGAACUCACCCCUGGGCACCUGCCCUGCCCCAUCACGUGUCUUCCCUCUGGGAUUCUCACUGGAAGGGGAACUCCCUGAUGGUAGGGCCAUGUCCAUCUCGUAGUUGUAGUCCUGUCUCCUAGAGCUGGGGGUCAACAGUGGGCUUCAGAAAACGGAUGUGAUUGGAGGCAGGGCGAGCUGGGGCUGUAGGAGUCACACGGUGGAAUCCUGUGGGUGGUCGUUUCAUGCAUCGGAUGUUUCCUCACCUCCCAGCAGAGGCUCUGAUCCAGCCCCCCUACCACCCACUCUGGGCCUGGAACCUCUGCUUCCUGCUGGUAUUGAGGCUGCUGGGGUCCUUUCCAAGGCAGAGACUCUGGCUCUUUGGGCCCCUCUUUUUGAGGCCUUCCCUGAUAGCUCACUUAGUAAAGAAUCUGCCUGCAAUGCAGAAGACCCUGGUUUGAUUCCUAGGUAGGGAAGAUCUGCUGUAGGAAGGAUAGACUACCCACUUCAGUAUUCUUGGGCUUCCCUUGUGGCUCAGCUGGUAAAGAAUCUGCCUGUAAUACGGGAGACCUGGGAUUGAUCCCUGGGUUGGGAACAUCCUCUGGAAAAGGGAAGGGCUACCCACUUUAGUAUUCUGGCCUGGAGAAUUCCAUGGACUAUAUACAGCUGCAAAGAGUCAGACAUGACUGAGCAACUUUCACUUCACUUGUGAGGUCACUUCCCCCUCAGCGUUGUACCAGACUGAGAGAUGACUGAUUUGUUUUUCUUUCUUCCUAGCUUUAGUGAGCUGUAAUUGACGUAUAAUAUUUAUAAAUUUAAGACCUACACAUGAUGUUUUGAUACAUAUUAUCUAUUAUGAAAUAAUUACCACAAAAUUGGUGAGGAGCCGACUCACCGGAAAAGAUCUUGCUGCUGGGAACGAUUGCAGGCAGGAAGAAAAUGGGGGCAGGGGAUGAGAUGGUUGGAUGUCAGUGGACAUGAGUUUGAGCACACUCCCGGAGAUAGUGAAGGACAGGGAAGCCUGGCAUGCUGUAGUCCAUGGGAUCACAAAGAGUCUGACAUGACUGAACACCACCACCUCUGUCACCUCACAUAACAGUCAUUUGUUUUGGGUGAUGGUGAGGACAUGUAGCAACUUCCAAGUAUAUAAUACAGUAUUGCUAAGUACAGUGACUGUGUGGUACCUUAGAUCUCCAGAACUUGCUCAUCUCGUAACUGAAAGUUUGCAACCUCUAACCAACAUCUCUGCAUUUCUCCAACUCCCAGCCCCUGACAGCCAGCAUUUUACUCUUGUUUCUGAGUUCAGUUUUUUUAGAUCCUACAUGUAAGUAAGAUCAUGCAGUAUUUAUCUUUCUUUGUCUGACUCUUUCACUUAGCGUAAUGCCCUCAAAGUUCAUCCAUGUUGCUGCCAAAGGUGGGUUUCCCUCUUUUUUUUCUUUUUGGUUGAAAAUAUUCCAUUCUCUGUAAACCUAGCACAUUUUCUUAAUCCAUUCACUCACUGAUGGACAGUUAGGGUGUUUCCAUGUCUUGGCUAGUGUGAAUAAUGCUACAAUAAACAUGGGGGUGCGGAUAUCUCUGAAAUAGUUGUUUUCUUUCCUUCAGAUGUCUGCCAAGCAGUGGAAUUGCCCUGUGAUCACUGAUUGUUGUUAAUUAAGUUUAAAUUCCCAGGAGUCAGGGAUGAAGCAGAGAAGGGAACGUAGGGUGGUUGGUGGUUCUCAUAUGUCCCUUGUAGGGGUGCUGACCUGGUUCCUGGCUCGGAGUGUUUGGAAGAGUCACAGGAUGUGACUUGGGAAGCCAGCGAGUCUGCUCCCCAUCCUUCGACAGGUUGGCACUGAUGCCUCUUAACGUGGGAGGACCCAGUGGCUAACUAGAGUCACUUCUGCUGGACUUGAAGAUUCUCCGCACUUUUAAAAAAACCCUGAAAUUUCUCUGAAUACCAAAAUCAAUAAUAACCCUGAGUUUUGAUGCCCUAUCUUACGAUGAGAGUUUUAACUCCUUUUGUUUGAAGACAUUCUCCCCACCCUCCUAAUCUUUGUUAAUUUUGUAUAUGGUUAUGAUCUCAGAGUAUUGCUCUUAAGUUAUUUUUAAUAUUAUAUGUAUGUUCUUAAUAAUAAUGAUUUGUAUCACUAACAUUCUCUCAAAAUUUUAUUACUCUGCUUUUAAACUGCUAAAUGGAGGUGUAAUUGGCAUAUAAUAACUGCACAUAUUUGAAGUAGACGAUUUGGCAAGGUUUGAUAUUUGUAUAUGCGCGUGGUCACAGUUAGGAUGGUCAUAUCCAGGACUUCUCUGGUGGUCCAGGGGCUAAGACUCCGAGCUCCCAAUGCAGGGGGCUUGGGUUUGAUCCCUGGUCAGGGAACUAGAUCCCAUAUACCACAGCUGAGAGUUCUCAUGCUGCAGCUAAAGAUCCCAGAUGCUGUAACGGAGAUCUGGGAUCCUGUGUGCAACUAACGACCGGUGCAGCCAAAUAUAUAAAUAUUUUAAAAAAAAAAUGGACGUACCCAUCAUCCUCAAAAACUUCACCGUGUCUACCCUCCCUCUCCCAACCCUUGUUCCCAGGCAACUACUGAUUUGCUUUCUGUCUCUGUUGUCGUUUUCAAUAACUUUGUCUAAAUGAGCUGUACAUUAUACAGUCUUUUUUGGUCUGGUUUCCUUCACUCAGAGUAAGUUUUGAGAUCCAUCUAGAUCACUGCAGGUUCCUGCGGAUAGUUGGCUUGUUUUUAUUGCUGUUGUGUGGUAUGAAUAUACCACCAUUGUCUGUUCAUUCACCUGUUGAACAUUUGGGUUCUUUCCAGUGUUUGGAUAUAACAAAUAAAGAAGCUAUGAA